This is a messenger RNA of Morchella importuna, 528 nucleotides long. RefSeq lists its product as uncharacterized. NCBI's taxonomy places the organism in Eukaryota, Fungi, Ascomycota, Pezizomycetes, Pezizales, Morchellaceae. The record is from RefSeq and is a predicted model, not a curated record. Bases 1 to 528 code for a protein of 175 amino acids. The transcript is spliced from 2 exons.
AUGCUCAUGCUGGACCGCAGGCAGGACAGAGAACCGAGGCCCAUGACGCAGUUUCAACCCAACCCCGCUCCCAACGCUAUCGCCUCGCAUUCGGGCCUCGCAUCGGGUGCAGUUGGACUUCAACCCGACGCCACUCGCUAUGCUAACGCCUCGCACUCGGGCCUCGCAUCGGUGUUUGUCGGAGUACUUUGUUGGUGUCCUUCCAGUCUCCCACUGUCAAGCCCUCCACAUCCACCACCAAGCGGCACGCAAUCGCAGCCUGCCAGGCCUGUUGGGGGGUGUAAAGAGUUGAGCGUUCCAUCUGGAACAAAUCUGGACGACGUAUGCUUAGCCUCAGUGGAUCGUAACAACAAGGCUACUCUACCACGUACAGCACCCAGUCGUGCAAUUAAGUCGUCUGCAAAGGAUUUAUCCCUGCGCAUUGUCAAAUUGCCAUACGACGGCGAGGGCCUCGGGCUCUUCCGCCCAAGACCCCGGUGCCGUCCUUCUGCGAUUCAGGGCCAGAGGCCUAUUCGUAUCCGACUAUGA